Molecule: messenger RNA, 2094 nt
Organism: Rotaria sp. Silwood2
Lineage: Eukaryota; Metazoa; Rotifera; Eurotatoria; Philodinida; Philodinidae
Source: the annotation of a GenBank genome assembly
AUGAUACCAUCAAAAAAACUAAAUCUCGAUCUUAUAAAUGAACAUUUAUUAUGUCGUCUUUGUUCAGGUUAUUUAAUUGACGCUUGGACAAUCAAUGAAUGUUUACAUUCAUUUUGUCGUUCAUGUAUAUUUUCAUAUUUUAAUGAUAAUGAUGAUAAUACAGCAUGUCCUGUAUGUUCAACAGUUCCACAUCCAGCUAAUCCAUUACUUGGUAUAACAAAAGAUUGUUGGUUACAACAAAUUGUUUAUAAAUUAGUACCAUCAUUAUUUAAACGUGAAAUGUGUCAAAGACGUAUAUAUUAUGAUUCAAAUCCAGAUAGUAGAAUAAAAUUACUUGAACAAUAUUGUAAAACACAUCCAUCACAAAUGGGUUGUCGUGAAGAAGAAUUAGGUGAAUUAAGUGAACGUUGUUUAUUUCAACAAAAAAAUAAAUAUAAUAAUAAAGAAAAUAUUUAUAUAACAUUAGAAUAUAAUGAAAAUGAUUUAAAAGAUUUUCAACCUAAAACAUCAUUAUUUUUUAUUGAAUGUUCAUCAAAUAUGCCAAUAAAUAUAUUAAAACAAUAUUUAAAAAAAGUUUUACCUUUAUCAAAACGAACACGUUAUCAAAUAGAUAUAUUAUAUGAACAAAAAAUUUUAUUAGAUAAUUUAAUAUUAAAUCAUAUUUAUUCAUGGAAACAAAAUAAACAAGAAAAAUAUAAACAAUUACAUUUAUUCUAUAGAGUUAUUAUUAUUGAACGUGAACAAAAUGAUUCAUUAAUAAAAAGUCCUAUUAAAACUGAACAAUCAACUACAACUAGUAUUUUUAAUUUAACAGCUGCAUCUGAAAAUAAUACAACAACAGUUAUAUCAAAACCUGCUCCGUUUGUUCGUUCAACUAAUAUUUAUAAUUCAUUUGUUCAUACAACACCUUUUACACCAGCUAAAGCACGAACAAUAAGUUUAAAUAAUUCUAUAACUGAACAAUUGCAUGGUAAUGAAACAACAGAAUUAAUUAAACCAAAAGAAUGUACAUUAAUUGAUUGUAAAACAUUUGCUAUAACAACACCAAUUAAUUAUUCAAUGAAUUCUAUAAAUGAUUUAUCAAAAACAAAAAAAAAAUUAAAAAAAUCAAAUUUAAAUGAACAAUUUUUAAUAAAAAAAUGUAAAAAUGAAAAAAAAAAGAAAAUUAAAGAUGAAAAAUCUCUUUGUUCAUUAUUACCAACAAAUACUUUAAUUAUUCCAUUAAAUUCAUCUCCAUCAGAAAAUGAAAAUCCAAAUGAAAUAAUCGAACAAAAACAACUUUCAUAUUCAGAAGUUAUUCAAGAAGCUAAUAAACUUCUAGCUGCUGAUGAACCAUUAACACCAACAAACAAUUCAUCAUCAUUAUUACCUUUAACAAAUCCUAUAACAACUCGUUUAACAAAACCAAUUGCAACUGUUUCACCACUUCAUACAUCAAAAACAAAUCAUAAUCGAGUUAUACAUAAAUCUGAUGAUGAUCAAUUAAUUGAUUUAUCAAAAUCAAAUAUAACAUUAAAUGAUAUUCCAUUAAAAUUAGAAACAAGUAAUAUUGAAUCAUCUGAUGGAACAAAAAAACGUUCAAGAGAAAUAUCUUCUUCAACAACACGAUCUAAAAUAUCUCGUCAUUCAAAUAAAUCAAGUAAUGAUGAAACAAAAUCAUUGAAAAAAUCUCAGUCAAAUAUGAAUACAAAUCAAUUUUUACCACCUCCACCACCACCGCCAACAUCACAACAGCAACAACAAAUGUUUCAAAAUUUAUUUCAUUCAUUUCAAAAUCAAGCUAAUUAUUGGCCAAUGAAUCCAUGGCCUGUAGCUCCGUCUUUAGCACUUAUGGCUGAUCCUAGAAAUUAUUAUACACAAGCAUGGCCUUCUCCACAAUCAUCAGGUGUACAUGGUCCAAAAGAUCUAAGUUCAGCAAGUUUAAAUGAUUUUAUUGGUGAAACAUCGAAUCCAGUUUUUCCUUUACCACCAUCAUCAGCAGCAUUAUUAAAUUCCGCAUCAAAUUUUUCACGAACAGCAUCAUCAACUUCGUUACAUCUUCAUCAUGGAACCAAUCGACAUCGACCGGCUACACUAAAUGGUACAUUAUCUUAA